Rotaria sordida is the source of this 861-nucleotide messenger RNA. Lineage: Eukaryota; Metazoa; Rotifera; Eurotatoria; Philodinida; Philodinidae. The record is from the annotation of a GenBank genome assembly.
AUGACUGAGAAUAUUCAGAAAUCGAAUCAAUUAAUUGUACGUGUUUGUACAUUUAAUUUACGUCGUGCUGAUCUUGAUAUUGGUACACCAAAUGAUUGGAAAAAACGACGACCGAUUGUUAAGAAAUGUCUUGAACAUAUGCAACCAAAUAUUAUUGGAACACAAGAAGGUUAUCCAGGACAACUUAAAGAUGUUCUUGAUGAUUUAAAUGAAUCUUCACAAUGUUGGUCAUGGGUAGGUGAAGAACUUGAAGAUUGGCACACAAUUAAUGCUAUAUUCUAUCGUCAUGAUCAAUUUUCACUUAUUUCAACAAAAACAUUUUGGUUUAAUGAACAUCCAUCAAUAACUGGUUCUGCUUGGGGUGCAAAACAUCCUCGUGGUUGUACAUGUGCUCAAUUUCAACAUUUUAUUACAAAACAACCAUUUAUUAUCUAUAAUGUUCAUCUAGAUUUUCCAUCUCAAGAAGCUCGUCAUAACUCAAUACCUACUCUUCUAUCACAAAUCGAAGAAAAUCAUGAUCAUAUUAAUAAAGUUAUUGUUACAGGAAAUUUUAAUAAUUGGCCAGAAGAAGUUGAAGGUGAAACACCACCUGAUGAACUUACUGUAUUAGGAGAACAUGCAUCAGAAAUUGAACAAAUGAAAAAAGCUGGUUUUAUUGAUACAUAUCAACAUAAUGCAAAAUCAACAUUUAAUGGUUUUCGAAAAGCUGGUUAUGGUCCAAAAAUUGAUUUUAUUUGGAUUUCAUCAAAUAGUGUUUAUCGUGUUGAAGGUGAAACGAAAGUAGAUGAUUAUCAUGAUAAAGAUGGAUUUUUUCCAUCUGAUCAUUUUCCUGUUUAUGCAGAUUUAAUUUAUAUUGCAUAA